AUGGGGAACAUGACCCGGUCGGACUCCCCCGUCUCGCGCCGCAUCGUCCUCUCCUUCCUCGACUUCCUCAACUCCGUUGAGUUAGCUCCUGGGGCUGACCCUGAAGCUCUUGAAGUCGCUAAGGAUUGCCUGGAGUCCCUUUUUAGCAUCAACUCAUCAUCAACUAGCGAGAGGAUACAGCCAGGACUUCUACUUGAACUCUUUACUUCUCUGCAAGCUAAUGAACAAGAUAGGGCAAGACCAGAUCCCGUGUCACGAUCAGUGUCAAACAAACCUUCCUGCAGUGCAAGUACUUCCAGUAUCCAAGAAGAGUCAAAUAAAUGUACAACAUCAAAUAGUGAAGGCCAAGCGGAAGAAACCUUUGACCUAGAUCAUGCAGGAGAUGAGCUGUUUGCAAAAUUCUUUGCCGCGCUUGAUGAAAUAAAUUUCUUCAAGACAUCACCAGCUGGUGCUGAGGAUCCUGAUCAACUUUCAAAAGCAUCACAAUUCUUCGAUGAUGCAUUACUGGAGGUGCGCAAGUCGGGAAGAGAAGUGGCAAGCUUAGUAGACCUUGCAGAAUUCUUUAAAUCAAAAGGCAAUGACUUCAUGAGAUCAAAACAACACCUAAAAGCUGUAGAGCUGUACACCGGUGCCAUUGCAUUGAGCCGAAAAAAUGCCAUUUACUAUUGUAACAGGGCUGCUGCAUAUACGCUUCUUAAUAUGUGCAAUGAAGCUGUUGAGGACUGUCUGAAGUCAAUUGAAAUUGAUCCGAACUACAGCAAAGCAUAUAGCCGACUUGGAUCUGCUUAUUUUGCAAUGGGGAAUUUUCAUGAUGCUUUACACAAGGGAUACUUGAAAGCCUCUGAACUUGAGCCUGGCAAUGAAAAUGUUCGACUGAAUAUUGAGGCCACCAAAAGGAAGCUGGCUGAACAGCGAGCUGCACCAGGACAGAACCCACAUGGACCUCAUUCAUGGUUUGGUGGCCAGGCGAGCAGUGGUGCUCCUUUCACAGUAUUCCCUCCUGGAAGUGCUCCACCUCCUCCUGAAUUCUUCAAUAUGAUGAACCGUGGGUCUGGUAAUGGGCAACAGCCACCUCCGCACUCCGUAAAUAUAAAUCUGAACGACUUCUUUGGUCAUGCAAACGUCAAUGGGAAUGCCCAAGGACCACCGUCCGGGAAUCCAGGCACCCAUACCCCAUCAGCUCCUUUCCCAGCCAGUGCUGGAGUCCCUCCAGCUUUUCCCUUCAUGGGCUCAGGCACCGAAGCAAACCAUGCACAGCAGGCUUCAGGUGGACAUGGAGGAGGGCACAGUGAACCAGGUGCCCAGACAGACGCUGGCAUCCACAUAAAUAUUGGGGAGAGCAUGGUGAGCCCAGAGCAGGCUGCUGAGGCUCUGAGAGCUGUGAUGCAGAUGUUUGGACCGCAGAUGGGCCCCAAUGAAGGCGGUGGUGCGCCUAGAGGCCACCACCACCACCUGGUUCAAUCUGAUGUGAUGUGA
Messenger RNA from Triticum turgidum subsp. durum (durum wheat), 1476 nucleotides. Lineage: Eukaryota; Viridiplantae; Streptophyta; Magnoliopsida; Poales; Poaceae. The record is from the annotation of a GenBank genome assembly.